Molecule: messenger RNA, 651 nt
Organism: Etheostoma cragini (Arkansas darter)
Lineage: Eukaryota; Metazoa; Chordata; Actinopteri; Perciformes; Percidae
Product: glutamate receptor-interacting protein 1-like
Exons: 6
Coding region: 1-651 (216 amino acids)
Biological process (GO): neurotransmitter receptor transport, endosome to postsynaptic membrane
Molecular function (GO): nuclear glucocorticoid receptor binding
Source: RefSeq, a predicted model, not a curated record
AUGUUUGGCUGCCUGUGCAGGAGCGACCAGCUGAACGUGGGCGACUACAUCCGAGCCGUUAACGGCAUCAACCUGUCCAAGUUCAGACACGACGAGAUCAUCAGUCUGCUGAAGAACGUCGGGGAGCGAGUCGUUCUGGAGGUGGAGUACGAACUACCGCCUGUCUCGGUCCAGGGGUCAGGGGUCAUGUUCAAGAACGUAGAAGUCACGCUUCACAAAGAUGGAAACAGCUUUGGUUUCGUCAUCAGAGGGGGGGCUCAUGAAGACAGGAACAAGUCCCGGCCGAUCGUGAUAACGACCGUACGGCCCGGCGGCCCGGCCGACAGAGAAGGAACCGUCAAGCCCGGAGACCGGCUGCUGAGCAUCGACGGGAUCCGUCUCCACGGGAACACGCUGUCGGAGGCCAUGAGCAUCCUGAAGCAGUGCGGGCAGGAAGCCACGCUGCUGCUCGAGUACGACGUCUCGGUGAUGGAUUCCGUUGCCACGGCGUCGGGGCCGCUGCUGGUGGAGGUUGCCAAGGCAACCGGCUCCAGCCUGGGCGUGGCCCUGUCUACCUCCAUGUUCUGCAGCAAGCAGGUGAUCGUCAUCGAUAAGGUGAAACCAGCCAGCAUAGCGGACAGAUGUGUUAGCCAGGUGUCUGCUAAGCGCUAG